AUGGGCUGUUUGCAGUCCAAGACUGCUAAUGUUCAGUCCCCUGACAAGCUACCUUCACAGCCCGACUCCAAACCAGAUCUGGAAAAUGGGGACCAAAUGGAUCAAGAUCAAGUGCCGGCCUUUAAAGAAUUCGGGCUUGCAGAGCUUCGCGCCGCAACAAACGGUUUUAGUAGUGAACUUAUAGUUUCAGAGAGUGGUGACAAAGCUCCUAAUGUUGUCUACAGAGGCAAGCUUAGCAGUAACAGGCUUGUUGCCAUCAAGCGCUUUUCGAAGCAAUCGUGGCCUAAUCCUCAGCAGUUUGUGGCAGAGGCUGCUGGAGUUGGCAAGGUUAGGCAUAAAAGGUUGGUGAACAUGAUUGGAUGUUGUGCUGAAGGCGAUGAACGACUGUUAGUUGCAGAGUACAUGCCUAAUGAUACGCUGUCUAAGCACCUCUUUCACUGGGAUAAGAAGCCCCUGUCAUGGGGAAUGCGUGCGAGAGUCGCAUACCACAUAGCACAAGCUCUUGACCACUGCAAUGCCGAAAAUAGGAAAAUCUAUCAUGACUUAAAUGCCUACAGAGUUCUUUUUGAUGAGGAUGGUGAUCCGAGGUUGUCAAGUUUUGGCUUGAUGAAGAAUAGUAGGGAUGGGAAGAGUUAUAGUACGAAUUUAGCAUACACCCCUCCCGAGUUUUUGAGAACAGGCAGGGUCAUUCCAGAGAGUGUCAUCUACAGUUAUGGAACAGUUCUUCUCGAUCUUUUGAGUGGAAAGCAUAUCCCGCCUAGUCAUGCUUUGGAUUUAAUAAGAGGCAAAAACAUCUUAAUGCUGAUGGACUCAUCUCUGGAAGGGCAAUAUGGUAAUGAAGAUGCAACCGCAUUGAUCGAGCUCGCCUCAAAGUGCCUUCAGUAUGAAGCUAGAGAUAGGCCUGAUAUUAAGUUUCUUCUUACUGCAGUUGCACCCCUUCAAAAGCAGACAGAGGUUGCCUCACAUAUACUGAUGGACCUAGUGAAAAACCCCGUGGUUUUACCGACAAUGCUUUCUCCUUUGGGAAAGGCUUGUGCAAGAAUGGAUCUUACUGCAGUGCACGACAUUUUGCUGAAAACGGGUUACAAAGAUGAAGAGGGUGCGGAAAAUGAGCUUUCCUUCCAAGAAUGGACACAGCAAGUUCAAGACAUGCUGAACACGAAAAAAUCCGGAGAUAUUGCUUUCAGGGACAAGGACUUCAAGAGCGCCAUCGAAUAUUAUUCCAAACUUGUAUCAAUGAUGACUGUACCAUCUGGGACAGUAUCUGUGAGACGGGCCCUCUCCUACUUGAUGAUGGGCCAGCCUGAACUAGCCCUUAGAGACGCCAUGCAGGCCCAAGUUUGCUUGCCCGAGUGGCCCACGGCCUUCUACUUACAGGCUCUUGCCCUAUCUAAGCUGGGGAUGGAGACUGAUGCUCAGGACAUGCUGAACGAUGGAGCCUCCUUCGAGGCUAAGAAGCUAAACAGCUGGCGAAACUAA
Messenger RNA from Striga hermonthica, 1479 nucleotides. The record is from the annotation of a GenBank genome assembly. NCBI's taxonomy places the organism in Eukaryota, Viridiplantae, Streptophyta, Magnoliopsida, Lamiales, Orobanchaceae.